Molecule: messenger RNA, 1656 nt
Organism: Pyrenophora tritici-repentis Pt-1C-BFP
Lineage: Eukaryota; Fungi; Ascomycota; Dothideomycetes; Pleosporales; Pleosporaceae
Product: GroL, Chaperonin GroEL (HSP60 family)
Biological process (GO): protein folding
Cellular component (GO): chaperonin-containing T-complex
Molecular function (GO): ATP binding; ATP hydrolysis activity; ATP-dependent protein folding chaperone
Source: RefSeq, a predicted model, not a curated record
AUGGCUGCUCAAGUUGCAAACGGCGGUAGCGGAAACGCUGCCUUCAAGGACAAGGAGAAGCCCAGAGCUGUUCGCAGCGCCAACAUCAUUGCCGCACGAGCUGUGGCAGAUGCGAUCCGAACUUCUUUGGGACCAAAGGGUAUGGACAAGAUGAUCCAAACCAGCAGAGGCCAAACCAUCAUCACAAACGACGGAGCCACCAUGUUGAACCAGAUGAGCGUCAUGCACCCGUCGGCAAAGAUGCUCGUCGAUCUCGCACACGCCCAGGAUAUCGAGGCUGGAGAUGGUACAACUUCGGUUGUUGUCAUUGCUGGAAGUCUGUUGGGUGCUGCUGAACGGUUACUGGGCAAGGGCAUCCACCCCACCGUCAUCUCAGAGGCUUUCCAGCGCGCCGCUCAAGAGGCGAUAAGGAUAUUGACCGACAUGGCCAUCCCCAUCUCCCUCACCGACAGGCAAACACUCCUCAAGACCGCCACCACCGCCCUUUCCUCCAAGAUCGUCGCCUCCGAGCCCAAGCUGCCCAUCAUGGCUGUAGACUCGGUACUCAAGGUCAUUGACCCCAAGACGGCCGACAACGUGGAUCUGAAGAAUAUCCGAAUGAUUAAGAAGUCGGGUGGCACAAUCGAAGACAGUGAGAUGAUUGAUGGUCUGGUCCUCAACCAGCCAGUAGUCAAGAGCGCUGGUGGCCCUACACUGAAAGAGAAGGCGCGGAUAGGUCUCAUCCAAUUCCAGUUGAGCCCACCGAAACCAGACAUGGAGAACCAGAUUGUUGUCAACGACUACAGGCAAAUGGACAAGAUUCUCAAGGAGGAGCGGACAUAUUUGUUGAACAUGGUCAAGAAGAUCCAGAAAGCAAAGUGCAACGUGCUCUUCAUCCAAAAGUCCAUUCUGCGAGAUGCAGUCAACGACCUCAGUCUGCAUUUCCUGUCCAAACUCAAGAUCCUUGUCAUCAAGGACAUUGAGCGCGACGAGAUUGAGUUCAUCUGCAAGAGCACUGGUUGCAAACCCAUUGCCGACAUUGACUCAUUCACAGAGGACAAGCUCGGUUCCGCAGACCUUGUCGAGGAAGUGCAGGCAUCAGGCGCUCGGUACGUCAAGAUAUCAGGUGUCAAGUCAGUCGUCAACACGGUAUCCAUCGUCUGCCGCGGCGCCAACAACCUCAUUCUCGACGAGACUGAGCGCUCUCUCCACGACGCACACUGCGCCAUCCGUUCGUUAGUCAAGAAGAAGGCACUUCUUGCCGGUGGCGGUGCCCCCGAGAUUGAAAUCGCACAUCAACUGUCGCUCCAAGCUCGUGAGCUAUCUGGUACAGAGUCCAUUUGCUGGAAGGCCUUUGCCGACGCCAUGGAAGUUAUCCCAACGACGCUCGCCGAAAACGCUGGUCUCAACAGCAUCAAGGUUGUUACUGAGCUGAGGCAUAGGCACGCACAGGAGCAGAAGAAUGCGGGUAUUAGCAUCAAGAGCGGGGGUGUCAAGAACGACAUUAGUGAGGAGAACGUCCUGCAGCCACUGCUGGUGAGCACCAGUGCCAUUGAGCUAGCGGCCGAGACGGUCAAGAUGAUUCUGCGAAUCGACGACAUUGCAUUGUCGAGGUAGAGCAAGAAAUAAUUAACUUGCUGGGUCGUCUGAAAUAUGAAUACAGAAAUCUCCCACGAG